CGCAGUCUGGUUCAAAGUUCAAAAGCGAAAAGUGGCCAUGAGACUGAACAAUUUUAGUGUUCCUACGAGCACACUCUGCAGAACUCGUCGUCCACAGGGACAGGGACAGUCUUGUGCUUUGAAACUCACGUCUUCAACUUCUUCAGACCAUGCAAGGAAGGAGAGUGAGUCUGCCUUCGUAGAAAAUGGCUGCGUGCGAGCUGCUUCCGAGUCUGCCGCUGUUCUCCGGCAGGCUUUCUCACACGUCUCUGGGGGAGCGAGUUCUGAUACUGGAGAAGCAUGGCGCGAAGACGAGUUGGCGCGGUUUGCAUGGUGUUGAACUGCUCCAGCGGCUGCUGGGCACCGUGAUGAUCUUGACACGAGGCAAAAAGGCCUAAGCCUGGCAAUAGAAGUUCUCAGUUCGAGCUGCAGCCGUUCCGUGCGAGGAGCUGUGCUUGAUAGUGUGGAUUGUGCAGCAACGACUAAUUUUGUGCUGCUGUGUUACACACAGCCCGCUUCUUGUCACCUGGCCAAGCUCACUCCUCACCCUUGGACUGCCCUGGCGGCGACAAAAGCUACCGGUUUGCUGGUCACUGUGAACUGAAGCCGGAACGGGAGCUAGUCGAAGAAGCUGCUGCCUGGCGACGACUGUCGAGCGAAUAGACGUUUCUUGCUCUUCGUGUGCUAUUCUUCUCUGCUCUCGCCUGGUGCCUACAUGGUGGUUCAUCCAUGCAACCCACAAGACGACAUUACCCUGUGAUCAUCCAAAGUGGAGCGUUGAAAUCGAUAAGACGUAUCACGGCAGGGCGUCAGACAAUUGCAUUUCCCACCUUCCUGCUACACAAACUGGACAGCGCAUUCGGAUGUGAAAGAGAGCAAAGGAGGUGCGAGACUCCGGGUGGUGCACACUGGCAAGAUCUUCCCGUUGACAGCAACUGGUGCAUAAAGUGGAAGGACUGCAAUGAGUAGUAUGAACAAGGAUGGCUAUGACUUAGAGCAGAUCAGCAGCGUAGCCAGUGCCGCAAGUGAUGCCCUUAUCUCCCAGUAUAGCAGCGCCGCCGCCGCCGCAGAGUCCAAUACGGCUGCGGCUCAAUGCGGCUACAGCGAUGGCAGUGACCAGGAGCCAGCAUGUGUGCUAGUAGAGAGCGGCUCUAAUGAGGCGCGGCGUGUUGCUGUCAGUGACUUUCAGUGUAGCACCACUCCUGUCCAGGCUAGAAUGCCGCCGGUCAGCAUGGCGGUGUCAAUGACAACACCACUAUACAGUGCUGUGGCGGCGGUAAAGGAUGCGGCUGGCGCAACAAAUCAGGCUAUACAUUCCGCCUGCGACCAGGACGUGCAACGCACAGGACCACCGUCGCAGCCUCGCCAUAUGACACCAUCUCAUGAGGGCCGUGUUCAGAAAGUAAUUGCCCACAGUAGUAGAGCAGAUUCGACAUCACAACAACUACCCUCUGAAGGCAGCAGCAAAAUGGAUCCUGGCAGCAAAGAAACUCCCCGAAAUGUUUCUCCAGCUGCUUCUGCUGCCAGGUUUCAACAUGUUCAGGAUAGGCAAGUUCAAGCAAACACCUCGUCCAGUUUGCGAGGAGACAGGAAAGAUGCAGAUGGUGAACAUAGCCAGGCAAGCAACUGGGUGGCACCUUUCCUGAAUGGCAAAAACAAUGACCAAUCAUCACAGCCGUCCACUGUCUACAAUAGGACCAUGUGCCAAUUGUCUGCUUCUCCUAAACUAGCUGCUCCUAGGUGUGCUCCUGCUCAUGCUCCACUACAAGGCAAUCCUGUCAAUGGUCAGGAACCAGACUUGGCUGGCAAGAAGAGGGUCUCGCAACCCACAGAUCUGGAUCUGGGAAACUCCAAGAAGCGCCUGAGUAAUGGGGUACGAACAAAUAUGAUCCAAUCGUCAUCCUGCAAAAGUCUGGCUGUGCCAAGUGACAACCAGUGCUUAGAUGGCAAGGAUAUCAUAAUUGUACCGUUUACAACACCAUGCAGUUCUACUUAUAACCAGCCACAGUUUCAGCAGAGCAAUACCACCGCAGCAGGAAAAAUAGAUCCUGCCGCCAACGCAGCAACUCAACUGAAAGGAGCAUGUGGACACUCGGACCAGUUCUCUAUUAGACACCUCGCUGCCGGCUGCUUCAAUAAGCUUCCAUCAAAUCAACAAGCCAACACGACGGAAACAGCAACCUCCAGUUAUAGGGCCAUUGAAGAAAGUGGCCAAUCCGGCAAGGCAGAAGCAUGCAUGAAUCUUCAUCAUAGCCCAGUUGCCGCAAAGGACCCUGAUGUUGGUGCAAAUUUUGCCGGUGAUGGUAGCAGCAAUGCCCGAAUCACCAGCUUGAUGAAGUCCAUGUCCGAACUGCGCAAGUCAAGUGCAAGCGAUGAUCAGACUAGUGGUGCAAGCCUAGUCGACAACGAAAAAAGCUGGGUUGACUUCUUGACCCACAUUGGCAAUACCGCUGUCAAUGAUCCUUCUACUGAACAGGCACAGCUGCAUACAAGCCAGGACCAGAGCCAGAGCCAGAGCCAGCCUUCUUCUGAGCCAAAGUCACCAGUGACAGUGGUACUAAGUAGCUCAACACAGGCAGCAGCAGCAGCAGCAGCUAGGAAAUCAUCCACAUCUGCAUUUCCCGUCGAGUUUGUAAAUGGAUCAUGCACAUCAUCUUCGUCAGCUGAGAAAGACCCCCAAAUACCAAGCCAGAAGUCAAACGAGAUGUUCGCGUCGUCAACAGGCCCAGCAGCUGAGAGCAAUGGUGAUCAUUCCUUGAAGUCCCUGCAAACUGGCAUUGGCAGUGUGUUAGGUGCAGCCUUCAAACCCUGGACAAGUAAUCCAACUAGCGGCAGUCCAAGUAUGACAGUUUCACAAUCACAUCCAUUCAGUUUCCCUGCAGUUGGAAAUGCAAAUUUCAGUGAAGGUGGCAAUGGUAGCGAGAUGAAGCACGCCUCGCAGAACUCUUCACAAGGCAUGAUUGGAUCUGUAUCUGCCACAGCUAGGGAACAUCAACCAUUGGACGUUUGCACGAGCAUGAGGCGUCCAAGUCACACAGUCAUUGGGACGGUGCCUUCAACUGCUGGAAAAGUUGCUCCCACAAUGGAUCAGCAAUAUGAGCAACGUCAGCAACCACACCAGCAGCAGCUACACCACCACCACCAGCAACAACCACAACAACAACCACAGCAGCAGCAGCAACAACCACAACAACAACAACCACAACAACAACAACCACAGCAGCAGCAGCAGCAACUGCAACUGCAACAACCACCACAGCAGCAGCCACAGCAGCAGCCACAGCAGCAGCCACAGCUGCAACAACAACACCCACAGUCACAACAGCAGCCACAGCAGCAGCAGCAGCAACAUCAUUCGCUUAUUGAUUAUUCUAUGUUCAAUACUAACAUGGCCUUGGCAUCGCCUGUUAGCACUCACUUUCCAGGUAUGAUGUCUGUCCCAGGCCCACCUGGAUGGCCAGGAAGUUUUCCGUACGCCUCUACAUCACCAUCAUACAUGCAUUACUUUGCCCAGCAAUCAGCCAUGCCACCAACAGCACAGCCACAGCCCCCAGCAGCCGUUGCACCCUACCUGCCAUCAGCUUACCCGCAGCAUUCCCAGUACCGUGUACCCUCUGUGACUACACAUGCCACUCAGCAGCCCAUCCUGCCCAAACCAGCAGCCAUCCCUGUCUCGACCCAACAUCACACUUCAAGUACUUAUGGAUUGCACUGUGCAAGGUCACCGCGUACAAGUAUCGCGCAAAUUCAUCCCCCAGAGCAACAGCAUCCACAGCCUCACCAGCAGCAGCAGCAGCAACCUCAACAGCCACAGCCACAACAGCUUCAGCAUCAUCCACAGCCUCAGCAGCAGCAGCCGCAACAGCUUCAGCAUCAUCCACAGCAGAUCCAGCAGCAGCAAUCGCAACAGAUUCAGCAACACCAACAUCAACAACAGCCCCCUCAACAGCAGCAGCAACAGCAGACCCCACAACACCAACAGAUUUCAGAGCAUCAAUUGCAAACCCAAAAUCAACCCCAGCAAGCAGCUCACUCCUCUAUGAUGCCCGGUUUCGCUCAGAAUUCCAGUAUCACAAACCAGAACAAACCAGCCUCCCUUGAGGACAGUGUGUCAACAGGAUUCUUGAAGGCACACAGUUUCGGGUCUAAAUUCACCCAAUCCAAGCACGUUGGAUCUGUACCAGGACAGCAAGCACCAGCUCAGGUGCAACCGUCAACACCGCUAUCUUCAACAUCCGAUGAUAUGGUCAAAGGCGUAGACACUCUACUUUUGCUCAUGGCCUCAAAUGGAGGCACUGAUCAUUGUGCUCCAAGCAUUGACCACCAGCAACAACAAACAGAGCAACACCAACAGCAGCAGCAGCAGCAGGUCGCAGACUUCUUCGGAAAGGACAGUGGAUUUCGACCCAUGUCGCAAGCAUCUUCUGGCAGUACUUCGACUUCAGAUACUCAACUACUCAACCUUGCCAGUACUACAAUGCCUAUGCUCAGUGAAGCAUCACAAUAUGCGGAAAAUAUCGAGCCAGUCGGCAGUCCGGUAAGAGUCAACUAUCCCAUGGAUGCGACAUGCGAAGCAGUACGCAAACGCCGCUCUGCUCCCGACCCACUGCAACGGGCCAAGAAGGCGCGUCGAUCGCAGCCUAUCAUAUCACAGAACAAUGGCUUUCAUCACAACUCGGCACUGUAUGCAAGCAGCUCAACAACAUCUGUGUCGGCAGUGACUAAAACAGUAGCAGCAGCAGCAGCAGGACCAGCACAAUCACAAGUUACUGCUAAUCACAAUCAUCAGCAGCAGCAACCUGUACUCAGGGAUUCCACAAAUACAUCCUAUCAACUCGCCAGCCUAUGCAAUAGUGUAGGAUCGGCCUGGUCUGCUGCUGCUAUCUCGUCUACAUCACAUAACCAACCGCCUAAUCCACCUGCUCCUGUUCCUGCUCCUGCUGCUGCUGCAGCAGCUCAUGGACUUUCCAAUCUGGCUCUUGGCUGUGACAUCAGCUCUGUCCUGAAGUCGGCCUGCUACCAGAAAGAGAAUGAACCGCUGGAGCAUGGAACUGCUGCUGGUUCUUCUUCCAAUCAGGCGAUAGAGCAGAUAAUCUCGAUGGGCAGCAGCUCUGCAGCUGGUGAAGGAUCUCUACAUGGUGUUGGCGUUGUGCUUCUAAACUCUGAUCUCUGGAGCCAGUUUCAUAUGCAUUGCACGGAGAUGAUCGUGACACGGCAAGGACGGAAGAUCUUUCCUCGUCUACAGCUGGAAGUUCGAGGGUUGACAGCGGAGGACCAAUACUCCCUUCACAUUGUCAUUGCUCCAAUGGAUACCACUCUUUGGAGAUGGCAGGGUGGUCGAUGGAUCCGCAGUGGCCAGGCAGACAGUACACCACACGUCUGCUGGUCAGCACACCAGGACUCUCCGAAUACAGGUCGACACUGGAUGCAGAGCUCACCGAUCGUUUUUGACAAGGUCCGGCUUAGUAACAACAGAGCUUGUUCACAGCAUCCACCGAGACGGGAGCAAAUCCUGGUUCAAACCAUGCGCCGAUACAUCCCGCGAAUACUGAUCUGCCUGCUCGACAACCAGGAGCAGCCGGCUGAGUGGCGUAUGGUGGCGUUCCCGGAAACAGAAUUCAUUCCGGUGACGGCCUAUCAGAACCAGGCGGUUAUUGACUUGAAGGUGAAUAACAAUCCUUUUGCAAAGGGAUUCCGAAACAAGACAAAGUAGACUCUUUGAUGGCAGUACUCCUUGUCUUGUCCUCUGCUUUACCACUAGAGCAGAGACGCAUUGUUGUUUUCACGUAUGAGCAGAGGUUGGGUAGUAGAAUGCUGUAUUAUUUUUACCUCAUAGUGACUGGUGCGUGAAACGGAGAGCACAACUCUCCCGUGUAUAUACUGCGUUAGUGCAGCACUUAGGCCCGUCUGCAAACAUCAAAUUCAAGAAUCCCAAAGAAGUCCUUGCUUUAUCAAAAUUCAGUUUAGAGAUGACAGCUAUACUCAAUUUUUAUUGUGAAUCUCAUUCUGUGUUUAUCACACGACCCGUAGGGAUGUCGGACCAUCGACCUGGAAAGCAUUUGCUUCUAUUCCUUCUGCAAAAUAAUUCUAUUAUUAUCCUGUUCAUUUCAUACAAAGGCACAUGCACAUACUCACAUUCGCAUUGUGUUUUUACCGAUUGCUCCUUUUGGAAAGUUUGCAGCAGUUCCCAACAAGCAUGCUUGCUACCGUUUUCUUCCUUUCCAAGACCUCUUGUCCUGAGCACACAGAUACACAUGCACUCUUGAUUGAAUUAGGCUACAAUGAAGUGUUCUUCUUCGAAACACAUUCCAUUAUUUGUGUACAUGCUGCCCAAGAAUUUUCUCAUAAAAAAGCUUUUCCUGCGACUUCCUGCGACUUCAAACAGUGGCGCUUGUACUAGCUUUGCGACUGACGAAUAAGCUGAUAACGGAAAGACAUGUGGUAUAGGGCUUUGCAUCUCACCCUGCUGCCACCAUUACAGAAAAAGAGUG
Messenger RNA from Sycon ciliatum, 6470 nucleotides. RefSeq lists its product as uncharacterized. The record is from RefSeq and is a predicted model, not a curated record. Gene Ontology annotation, biological process: positive regulation of DNA-templated transcription; cell fate specification; regulation of transcription by RNA polymerase II. Lineage: Eukaryota; Metazoa; Porifera; Calcarea; Leucosolenida; Sycettidae. The coding region runs from base 941 to 5692 and encodes 1583 amino acids. Gene Ontology annotation, cellular component: nucleus. The transcript is spliced from 7 exons. Gene Ontology annotation, molecular function: DNA-binding transcription factor activity, RNA polymerase II-specific; RNA polymerase II cis-regulatory region sequence-specific DNA binding.